UCUAUAAAAAAAAAAAAUCAAUAUGCCACUUGCUAUAUGCUAGAGAGAGGGAGAAAAGGAAAAAGAAAUAGUAGGAAGGUGAUGGCACACGACACGAGUCAUCGAGGUGUCAUCGCCUUUCUCUAAGAAAGAGAAGGAGUUAUAUUCUUUUUAUUCUACCUUUUUCUCUUUUUUCUUCUUCUUCUUCUUCUUCUUCUUCGUUGACGUCUUCCUCAUCUUUUUUCACGAGGUUUCCUUCUCUACUAGUGGGAGGUACUAAAAUUAGAGAAGACGGUGCGAAAAACGGUCCAGUCUUGUAGCUUCUUUCGAACACUUCCAAAUGAUCCUUCGUAGCGAUAACACGUUUUCGCGAGCAUCUCGCCGGUGAGUAGUUUGAUAUAUACGGUUUAAAAAAACAGAACAAGUCGUUUCGUAAUAUCGAUCAUCGUAGCGCCGUCAUGAGUCGCCGAAGAGAAAAUCGACGUAUCUUGGUUCGAUUCUCAAACGGACGAUAAAUUACGAGCAAUCGAUUUUUAGAAAUCGAUGAAAGUUCUGGGAUAUUUCUAAAGUGGAUUCGUUUUGGCCACCCUUUCGAAAUGUCUCAAAUAUCGAUCCAUGGAAGAUUUAUAGUUAUUAUCAUUGUCAUCUGUACUAUCAAUCUUACGAAAGUUGAGGGUAGAAAGUGCGUCUGCACGAGCAAAGAUUGUAAAGAAGCUGGGGAAGACACCUGCGAGACAAAGUACUACUGUUACACCGAAUUGAUUCUAUUUACUGAUCAGGAAUUUGGGGAAAAUACGACCACGCGAGGAUGCACACAGAGCCCAACGCCAUUGUUGUGCGAGACAAAGUCUUGGGUCACGAGGUCAAAGCUAUCAACGUCGUCGUCGUCGUCGUCAAAAGACAACGACGAGAUCGUUGAAAAUCGUCAUGUCUCGUCGACAAGACUUUGGAUACGUAUGUCCUGGCCAAGAUUAAAGUGUUGUGACAGUCAAGAUUAUUGUAACGCUGAUCAUCUCGGCGACUUGUCCACGUGGAUACGCGAAAGAGAAAAAGAAGAAGGGAAAAAGAGAAAGAAGAUCAAGGAAAAAGGAGAAAAAGUGGGAAAGGAAGAGAAAUUUUCAUUCGGAAGAAUGAAUCAAAAUAAUAAUUUAACAUCUAACGCAGGAAUAGAUCAAAACGACGAUUUACAAUCGAGCAAUAAAUUUAACCAAAAUAACAAUCUGAUAUCGCUAAACUCAAGUAGGUCGUUCACGAAUUCUUCGAGUAGCAGUCAAGAUCAAAUUAUUUCGAUCUCUUCGGAGUCGAUAUCAACGAUCAACGAAAAUCUUGAUUCAAAUCAUUUUCUGCAACAUCGGGUAAGGCCGCUCCACGUCGCUGUUUUUGUACUUGCUAUAUCUGCAUUGAUAUCCGUCCUGGCUGCCUGCUACGUCAUUAUGAGAGCUUUAUCUUCUCUACGUCGUACGAGUAGGAAGGAUAAGAAAAAUGCUUUGCUAAAGGAAACAUGUUGGAGGAAUAUUUUGCGACUCGAGUUGCCGAUAAUCUUGGAAUAUAAUAAAUGUUAAGGUUCUUGAAGAAAAAUUCGUACAUAGCUGACAGCAUGGAAUAAUAAUGUGAUAUAUCAAUGGAUAUAUUGCUUCUUAUUUAAUUCUUUAAUAUAAAACUAGGAUGACGAAUCAAGAAGCUUCGUCCUAUUUGAAAAAUUUGUCUUCAGCGUGGGUCGUCGGGGCAUAACACAUGGAUGGCUACGAGACAAAGAAUAUUUCGUGAAGCACUCGACGGAGACAGUUUCCUGGCAAACAUAACGACUCGUUUGGCGCCUAUCUCUAACGUUCCUAUGUGCAUCAUGACGCAGCCAUGUGGAGACCAAUGUCCUUCGAAAUUCCAUCUACUUAGAAAACAGGGACUAAAGGUUUUACGAACAUUGGUACCAGGUGUUCCAACGAUUUUAACAUUAUUAUUAGUCAUCGUUAGGGUAGCUUUCCUAACACUCGAAAAGGUUAUAAAUGCUCGUCGAAAGAAAGGGAAACUCGAAACUUGAAUGUAGAAAUCGUUUUCGUUUGAUUAUGAGAACUACUUUUUUUAAUUUUUCUCUAUCGUUCGAUUGUGCGAUUGUCACACAUCGAAACUACUCUAAAGCGUUAUAGCUUUUUCUUCUAUUUAUAAAUAGCGUGUAAAUAACUGCAAUUGUAAAUGCACGUUUAUACCAUAUAUAUAUAUAUAUAUAUAUAUAUAUAUAUCUUAUGAUCGAUGAGAUUCGUAAAUUAAUUGAUUCGUGUUAACAGAGUGUUUCUUAAGUACUCUUAAUAUCUUAUUGCUACGUGUUAUGCUUCGAGGAAAAUGUUAGUCUGUUGUUUAUUACGAAAUUUUAUAGCGAUUACUCAAAUUUAACUACGAGUACUUGAGUAACACUCCCAAGAGAUAUGAGUAUAUAAAAGCGAUUUAUAUUUUUUGAAUAAGUAUAAAAUAUUUAAUUAAGCGCGAUUAAAUUCAAUCUCGUUUCGAUAGGCGAGUAAUUAUCAAGGAAGGAAUACGUAUAUUUUGUAAGUGUGCGAUACCGAAAUAAUCGAGCAUGAUUUAAAUUCAAGCAGAAAAAGCGUGACAAGAUGAAAAAGAGCAAGCGAGAGAGAGAGAGAGAGAGAGAGAGAGAGACAGAAGACUGGUCGUGGCGCGUUCGAUUUGUUGGCCUAAAUGAGUCACGUAGAAUGCAACAAGACGGGAAUAAGAUCUUACGGAGCGAAUACAGGCCGUCCGACGGUAGCUGGCAUCCGGGAACUUGAGUUGGACAGCGCUCUACGAUCAGAUAUGUCGAGUGAAAAGUAAAUAUAUUUAGUGAGAAGGACUUCACUAGAUAGAUUUACCAACACAUCCAUCCAAAUGAUCUCUCGGAAGUUUUUGCUAAAGAAAACUUUCUUGCUCUUUUUCUGUGAAUACUUUCGUUGAGAAGCAACAUAAAUCAACGAUAAAGUUUCUUCCUCCAUAAUUUUUGAAAAUGUUCACUAUCACGAUUCUAACACGAUUUCAGAGAUAGCCAUAGAGAUAUAUUUUUGCAAUAUGCAAAUAAGAGAAAGAGAGAGACUUAAAGAGAUCGGUCUACCACGGUUAUUAAGAAUCGAUAACACAAAUGCAAGGACAAAUCUCGAGAGUUUCAAUUUAUAUUCCAGAAUAUCCAGCGUGACGUAUAAAAUAUAUAUAUGUGCGUGUACAAUACAAACGUACCACUAAAUAUAACAACUCGACACGUUUUGCGAAGGCGUACAAGCAACGCACUCGUUUAUGUAUUUCCUUUGCAUUCGCUUAUCCUUGCAAGUUGCGCUUAACGCGAAGGAACGAAUAUACGGGAACAUUUUCCUUGGCCACUCUUGCUAUCGAGAAGUAAAUAUAUUGUACGUACCCCUAUCUAUAUAUUAAUGUAUAUAUUUUUUCUCGAUAUCUUUGAAGAUUUGCGAGAAUGCCCCGUGAUGAACUUUGCUCAUGAUGGGAGAGAGAGAGAGAACAGAACGAGAACGUUGAGAAUUUCGUGUCGGUAAUAAAAUUUAAAGAAGAGUCGCCGAGACUUCAGAUAAUACGAUUAAAAAAAAUACAGAUAAAGAGAGGGGGAGAGGAAGGGAGAGAGAGAGAGAGAGAGAGAGAGAGAGAGAGAGAAAGAGAUAAGGCAAACUCGUCGAAAGCUUGCCGUUGUUUUAUUUGUGCAUGCACACAUACACAGUUAUAUCUAUGUAUUGUGUGUCCAUAUGUCACAGAUGUAUAAUUGUGUAUAUACGAAUAUAUUAUGUGGAUAUGUGUGCGAAGUAAAAGGGCGCCAAGAUACUUCUGCCCCUCGUACGCGUUACAACACCCGCCUCGCCGGAGCGAUAAAGGAAUUACAAGAGUACGAAUACAAGCGCGAACGCCGGCGCGAUAAAAGGAAUUUGAAUUUCCUGAAGCGUGAGAGCAAAGAUACUACGCGGCAAUAAUACGGGCCAAUCGUAAAACAUCUGUUCAUCUGUUCUUAUUUUUCUAACGUUCUAUCGGUUCUUCUUCUUUUUCUUUCCUUUUUUCUUUUUUGUUUUGUUUUAAAAGAAAUUAAAAUAUCCAAAUUUUAAAUUUAUCAAAUCUUCGUAAUAAAAAUUAUCAUAUGAAUUAAUAUCCUAUUGUCCGAUAUUCUUAUUUGAAAUAAAAUUGAAGAGUCAAUUGCGGUUAGGAUGAUGAGGCUCUAGUAGCGGCAUUAAUGGCUCACGAAUUACUCCUGUCCAAACAAUAUCGAUCCACCUCACGAAAUCAUUUUACCUUUGUAUCGAUAACGAGCGAAACGAAGAAAAGGGAUGGUCGGCUUGUUUUAUUUAUCUGUCUAUAGGUAUAUGUACAUACAUACAUACACACACAUAUAUAUAUAUAUAUAUAUAUAUAUAUAUAUUCCAUUAAAGUGAGCCUUGUUGUAGGACGUAAAGAGUAGGGGAGAAGGAUCGAACGCCCCGAACCGGUCCUCGAUCUCUCUUUUGGGCCAGGUGCCCAGCGUGGAAUCAAAAGUAAUGUCCCUAACUGAAUGGCUUGACCACCGUACUCGUUUCGCUCGACUAAAAUCAAUCACUCCGCUUAAGCGCAGCGAUUCGACGAGCUCUUUCCACUGUUAGAUUUACCGCGAGCAUCAGCCCCGUCCAGUAUCUUUGGACGAGCAAACAUCUUAGAUAAAUAUCUCUACCUUGUCUAACUCGUCUUUCUACCUUCCUCCUGGAGAAUGACUCCGGCAAGAUGACUUUUUUUUAUACUUUUGCUACCGAUUCUCUUAUAUGAUCGCAUGCUUUUGUCAUCAUCCUAAUGAAUUCCAAGUUUCAAUAUUUCGAUAUUGUAGGUUUCAAUAUUUCGAUCUUGUUUGGUCGAGAUAUAAACGACUUAAUUAAGGAUUUAUAAACGAAUUAGAACUUUCAUUAGUAUUUAAAAAUUUUAUUAAUAUUCGUUACAAGUUUCUAUCCACAUUGAAGUGUGUCUAGAUUUUUAGAACACUCUAAAGAUCUUUCUACAUUGUAGAAAGAUAAAGAGGGUGGAGUCGAUGUACGAUGCCUCGAGGUACGUUUUAACGAGAAACAACAAAUAUGAUCUGUGAUUAUCUAGUUCAACGAUAACUGUAUAUCGUGUAUGCUAACAGCUAUUCUUUUUUCUUGAAAUAACGGAACAAAAGUUGCAACCGUAAAAUCGAGAAUAUAUAAAAAGAAGUCGAAGAGAGAAAGAUAGAGAAAGAUUUCAAUCUCGUGCAGUACGUAUCUGGGACACGCGCGAAUGUUUCAAAGCAUGCGUAUAUGCGAGAGGGGCAAAAAGAAUUCACUCCCAAAAGCGAUAAAAGAACACGAGACGUUUCGUGAUGUUGCGUAGAAGAGGGAUGAUGGGAGAAUGAGAGAGAAGAGGAAACAUCUCGAGUGAGCCCUCCGGCAAAGACUUCGCGGAAUUCGCUUUAAGCGAAUGUAAUUAAACGAACGAAUAAUAUCUAACGUUAAAGCCCGUCCGACGACGUCGCGUAUAAAACCGGUCUCUACCCAGGUGCCUCGAGAUUUCGAUCGAUAGAUCGAUUCAUCGAACAGUUGUGUCGCGCGCGAAAAGACAAUGGAAUCAACGAAAUCGCUGGCUAAAGUUAUUAUUUCGUAAAGUUGAUUUGACAUAAUAAUUUUAAAUUUUGAUAUAAUUCAUCUUCCUCUUAUAUACAUACAUACACAUACAUACAUACAUACAUACACACACACACACACAUAUAU
Vespa velutina is the source of this 5702-nucleotide messenger RNA. Its product is annotated as putative E3 ubiquitin-protein ligase protein PFF1365c. Gene Ontology annotation, cellular component: membrane. The coding region runs from base 576 to 1541 and encodes 321 amino acids. The transcript has 6 exons. The record is from RefSeq and is a predicted model, not a curated record. Lineage: Eukaryota; Metazoa; Arthropoda; Insecta; Hymenoptera; Vespidae. Gene Ontology annotation, molecular function: transmembrane receptor protein serine/threonine kinase activity.